Pelmatolapia mariae (spotted tilapia) is the source of this 909-nucleotide messenger RNA. RefSeq names its product F-box/LRR-repeat protein 2-like. Gene Ontology annotation, biological process: SCF-dependent proteasomal ubiquitin-dependent protein catabolic process. Gene Ontology annotation, cellular component: SCF ubiquitin ligase complex. Lineage: Eukaryota; Metazoa; Chordata; Actinopteri; Cichliformes; Cichlidae. The record is from RefSeq and is a predicted model, not a curated record. The transcript has 9 exons. The coding region runs from base 1 to 909 and encodes 302 amino acids. Gene Ontology annotation, molecular function: protein binding.
AUGUUUUUCUCACUGUGUAGGAAUUCGCUUAAGGAACUCAGGGUCACAAGUUGUAUUGGUCCUGUUCUCCAUGGUGAUCAGAUGUUGUCAGUGAUUAGUCAGUGCUGUGAUCACGUGACUAGUGUGGAUGUAAGCUGGAGUGGAGCAACAGACACAGGAGUGAAAGCUCUGACGGAUUGCAGAAAAGGACUAAAAUCUGUUGUCCUGAAUGGCUGUCAUGUCACUGAUGACCCUCUGAAAGAACUUGUCAUGAAACACAAAGACAGCCUGUGCAGGUUGGAGGUGUUUGGCUGUCAGUUCCUUACUUCAUCCUGGCUACAGACAGUAUAUGAGAUGUGCCCCGGCCUUCAGCAUCUAAACAUCGGACGAGUGCCAAAAAUCACCGUAAACAGCCUCACUGGGUUGACAGCACGGCUCAAAAGCCUCAUUUCACUGAAUCUCACAGGACUACAGGUCACUCAUGCCAUAGUUGAUACUUUGCUCCAGAACUGCGUUGAACUUCAGAGUCUGUCCUUCAGUUCCUGUCCUGGAGUCACUGACCUGACACUGCAUAGCAUCAGCAAAUAUUCACCUUGUAUCAGAGCUGUUGAUGUGAGUGGCUGUAAAGCAGUAACAGAUGCAGGUGUUCAGUCUUUGGCUCUGGGCUGCACAAGACUUCAGCAGCUGGAUCUCAGCUCCACCAGCACCGGAAACAGAGGGGUUUCUCUGCUAGCAAAUUACUGCAACAGACAUCUUCAUACCAUCAAACUCAGUUUCUGCCACAUCACCGUAAAGAAAAUACUGAAGCUUUGCCAACAUUGCAAGAGGCUGAAGGUGCUUCAUCUCUAUGGCUGUGCACAUCUACCCACUGAACACGAGAUCAAACAAGUGAACAGCACCGUUAAUGUUUCUCCUUUGUCUUCACCCUGA